AUGAAGCAGAAUUUCGGUGUGGUCCGAGUCGAUACCGGACGGGCAGUCCUCAGGGGAAUCCCUGUACCUCGCCUGCAGGACGACUAUAUGAUCGUUCGCCCUGUAACGAUAGCACUAAAUCCAACCGAUUGGACUACCCUCGACGCUCCCGGUCAGCCUGGAUCCAUAGUCGGCUGUGAUUACGCUGGAGUGGUGGUGGAAGUCGGUAAAGGUGUCAAAAGAAAUUUCAAGCCGGGUGAUCGGGUAGCGGGAUACGCGCACGGGGGCAACGAUGCAAAUCAUGAGCACGGAGCAUUUGCCCGGUACAUAACGGUCAAAGGCGAUACGCAGUGGCAUAUCCCCAGUGGUGUUAGCUUCGAAGAUGCAAGCACUGUCGGUGUCGGGCUCACUACCUUGGGUUAUGGUCUAUACAAAGUUCUUGGCUUGCCGUGGCCCGAGGUCACUGCUCCGCCUCAACACGGGGAAGUUCUGAUCUAUGGUGGGAGCACAGCCACGGGCGCUCUUGCAAUCCAAUUUGCGAAGCUAUCUGGUUUCAAGGUCUUGGCCACCGCAUCCCCCAAGAACUUCGAACGGGUGAAAACCCUUGGGGCCGAUGCGGUGUUUGACUACCGAGAUCCAUCUGUGGGCAAGCAGAUCCGGGAGGCGACGCAGAACCGGCUAUCCCAGGUCUUCGACUGCGUCUCGACAGAAGAGACAGCCGCCAUCUGUGCAGAUGCAAUAGGCUCAUCUGGCGGCAAGUACUGCACUCUUCUCGGCCCUAAAUGUCCUCGAUCCGAUGUCGAAACGACCUUCUUCCUUGGAUACUCUGUCAGUGGCGAGGCGUAUAUCUUUGAGGGCGAGAGCUUCGAAGCAGAUCCAGAUCUUUUCGAGCACGGUGUCAGGUUCGUAGAAGCGACAGAGGCGAUUUGGUCGCAGGGAAAAUUUGUGACGCACCCGGUCAGACUUGAGAAGGGUGGUUUGAGAGGAGCGCUGGAGGAGGGCCUGCAGAUCUUGCGGGAAGGCCGGUACAGCGGGGAGAAAUUAGUGUACCGUGUUGAAGAGACGGACUGGCCAACGUCUUAG
Molecule: messenger RNA, 1062 nt
Organism: Cyphellophora europaea CBS 101466
Lineage: Eukaryota; Fungi; Ascomycota; Eurotiomycetes; Chaetothyriales; Cyphellophoraceae
Exons: 4
Coding region: 1-1062 (353 amino acids)
Molecular function (GO): oxidoreductase activity, acting on NAD(P)H
Source: RefSeq, a predicted model, not a curated record